Messenger RNA from Paraphaeosphaeria sporulosa, 2799 nucleotides. RefSeq names its product ArfGap-domain-containing protein. The coding region runs from base 206 to 2578 and encodes 790 amino acids. Gene Ontology annotation, molecular function: GTPase activator activity; protein binding. NCBI's taxonomy places the organism in Eukaryota, Fungi, Ascomycota, Dothideomycetes, Pleosporales, Didymosphaeriaceae. The record is from RefSeq and is a predicted model, not a curated record. Gene Ontology annotation, biological process: endoplasmic reticulum to Golgi vesicle-mediated transport; endocytosis; intra-Golgi vesicle-mediated transport. Gene Ontology annotation, cellular component: Golgi apparatus. The transcript is spliced from 5 exons.
UUUUCCAUGACCCUCGACUUGCUGCCAGCAUGAAUCCCGCCCUUCGCCGAUAGAUUCGGCUGUUGCGCUCUUGUUAUAGGCGCCUGGGAUAUACGCUUCACGUUUCUUCUUCGCACUCUCUCUCGCCUCACGCGGCGCACGUUCUCGGUUCCCUUUCCGCGUCCUUUCGCCGGUCGCGCGUGCCGCACCUCGCCAGCACCACAGCAUGGCCUCGGUGCUGAACAAGCGCCAGCAGGCGCGCAACGAGCGGACGCUGCAGGACCUCAUUAAGAAUGUGCCAGGCAACAGCACGUGUGCCGACUGCGGAGCGCGCAAUCCAGGAUGGGCCAGUUGGAGCGUGGGCAUCUUCCUGUGCAUGCGGUGCGCGGCGCUGCAUCGCAAGCUCGGCACGCACAUCUCCAAGGUCAAGUCGCUGAGCAUGGACAAGUGGGACAGCGCGCAAGUCGAUAACAUGAAGCGCAUUGGCAACACCGAGUCCAACAAAUCGUACAAUCCCCGCAACGUGAAGCCGCAGAUUCCCAUCGAUAUCGACGAGGUGGACGGCGCAAUGGAGCGAUACAUCAGACAAAAGUACGAGCAGAGACUGUUCAUGACGGAUUCGAGGCCAGGCACGCGGUCCAAUACGGGUAGCUCCAGCUCCGUGGAAGACAGGCCUCCACCACUGCCGCCAAAACCGACGAAAGGGCUGGGAUUUGGGCUGCGGAAGGCUUCUACACAACACAGCGUUACGCCUCCCAUAUCUCCCGGCAUAAGCAACUUCAAUGGUCACGAUGCGUCUCCACCUCGAGUGAACAAGCCGUCCAGAGUUUUCGGCUCAAGCGUUACCGGGGACGGGCUGGAGUCCAAGUUGGCAACUCUGCGGGACAUGGGCUUCCCAGACGACAAACGCAACUCCACAGUGCUGAAGGGACUCAAUGGCAAUCUCGACAGAGCAGUGGAGGCGCUGAUCAGACUGGGAGAACAGAACCCCGGCAAGUCUAGAGGAAGUACACCGACUCCGCCAGAUAAGCUUGAUGUCAAUGGUCUCAUGUUGAACAAGGCCCACACCAUGCCUGCAACAACGACCGCAUCCUCGAACAACCCGUUCGAUGCUCUCGAUGCGGCGCCCUUGCCCCAGCAGCAGCAGCAGCAGGUGGCGCCAAUUCAGACGCAUUAUGGAGGCUCUCAAACACAGCCAACGUCACCGACCAAUCCAUUCUACCAAUUCGCAUCCCAGCAACAGAGUAAUCAAUAUCAGCAGCAGAUAUAUCAGCAACCACAAACCUUUGCGCAGUCGAAUCCUUUCGGACAGCAACAGCAAAGCUUGGAACAGUCUUUCCAAGGUAUGCAACUGUCUUCGCAGCAACAGCCGCAGCAACAGCAACAAACACCGCAGCCAUUGUUCCCGAACAGGACAGGCAGCUACGCUCAGCAACCCAACCCACCAUUUGCGCAGAGCAAUCCAUUCCAACAGUCAUUUACCCCCCCGCCGAUGCCGCAAAUGCCACCACAGUACGCAUCUUUUUACCAGCCAUCGCAGUCGCCUGCGCCACAGUCUCAAUACCAAUCAAUGUCUUCUCCUAGCAGCCCCGGAAAUCCUUUCCUCAAAUCGACUCGAAGUCAAAUGUUCUCUUCUACGACUUCAUAUAAUGCGAAUCCUUUCGGCCAGAUACCCGAUCAGCAGCAGCAGCAGCAGCAGCAGCAGCCGCAGUACCAUCAACAGUCUCAGAUUCAACCACAACAAACUGGGAAUCCAUUCAUGAUGCAACAGCAGACUCAGACGCCAAUCCAACAGGCUCCGAAUCCUUACCAAAACCAGCAAGCCAACUAUGCACAGUUCAAUCAUGCUCAACAAGCGCAUGCUCAGCAAUCUUCAAACCCUUUCGACAAGAACUCGAUCCUCGCACUCUACAACCGACCGCAGCUUGCUCCGCAGCGACCGGAACAAGCGCAGACACCUCCGGUUCAGAUGGCAGCAUCAGCGCCUGCGGUCCAACCGGGAGGGCAAAACCCUUUCGCUGCCAUGCAAAGUCAAGCAGGAGCACAACAGCCAGCUUCGGCGUUGCCACGACAGGUUCAACAGGGACCGAGGCACGUUAGCUCCUCCUCCUCCUCCUCGCGACACCACUCGUCCUCGCGCCCAGGCUAUGCCCGCUCCUACGCCGGGUCCUCGUACUCCUCCUCCAGCCGCCACCACGCCUCGACCUCGCGCUACAAGCGCUCACCCCGCGACGGCUACAUCCAAUACCUGUACCACAAGUUCCGCGAGCUGCUGCACCGCCUGUGGGCGUACGCGCGGCGGCACCCCUUCAAGGUCUUCUUCAUGGUCAUCAUGCCGCUCGUUAGCGGGGGCGUGCUGACAAAGCUCGCGCGCAAAUUUGGCGUCAAUCUGCCAGAUAUGGGAGGCGCGCAGGGAGCGAGGGGCGGUGGUGGGUAUAGCGGGGGUGGACAUCAGGGCGGGUAUUAUGGGAGUGAGGGAUACGGGAGAGAGGGAGGUGCUGGGGGUGGGAUCGGCGGGAGCGGGAUGAACUUGCAGAAUGUGGCGAGUUCGAUUGGGGGGUUGGCUAGUUUGGCGAAGAUGGCGCAGAGUUUUAUGUGAGGGAUGACAGCUUGCGAGGAGGCUUUGAUGCGUUCAGCGACGGGUGCAGAAGGCUGCAUGAGAGGGCGAGGACGGCGCACAGCGUGUACAUGUGGCUGAGGAGGGAAAGCAACAUCAGUGGAGGACGUCCCGUUCUGGAACAUGGUUUUGAUUUCUGGUUGUAUAUCCCCGUUUGCCAUUGCUAUAGAUAGUGUUACGAAUGAAUGAUCUAGAAGGAUUCG